Aureobasidium subglaciale EXF-2481 is the source of this 1956-nucleotide messenger RNA. RefSeq lists its product as uncharacterized. The record is from RefSeq and is a predicted model, not a curated record. The coding region runs from base 221 to 1570 and encodes 449 amino acids. The transcript has a single exon. NCBI's taxonomy places the organism in Eukaryota, Fungi, Ascomycota, Dothideomycetes, Dothideales, Saccotheciaceae.
AGAAGACAGCAUUCGAGCACGUGAACCGUUUGAAAACGAACUUUUUUGCUUGCCAUCAUCAGAUGCCAUUCACUUGACUUCGCACAACAAGCGAAAUCUCGACGACGACAUGCUCAAUGGAUCUGUGAAUAUUCCUGUACACUUUAUCUGAAAAUGCUCUGAGGAUCUUUGCGCCUGGACCACCCGACUCACCUCAAUACGGCAAUAAAACUUGAUCACCAUGAAGUACGGUCACGAGUACGCGCAGCUACUGGCCAGUGAAGGAUUUCCGGAGGAAUGGAUCUCCUCCGCCAUCUCAUAUCGUCUGCUUAAAAAGUCAAUCAAGAAAGUCCAACAGGAGUUAAGCGCUCUCGGUCUGAGUGCUUCAACACUUCAGCAUUUGCACAGCGAAUUCGGAGUGGAGGCACCAGGAGACAAAACUAGCGCAAACUUCGUUCCUGAGCUAUGGGUCGCCGUUGACAGCGACAGUGGAGAGUUCUUGGAUGCCCAUCUAACCAAAGAAACAAAACAGUACUUUCUCUGGUUGGCCCAGAACAAUGGCACGCAAACACCCGAGGGCAGACGCGUUAGUCAGAUCUCACAUGAAUCCGACGGAUCUUCCAUAUCAGAGCAUGAGCAGCUGAACGCCACCAUGCGAGCUUCUUCGGCAGAAAAUGGUGCUCAGUGGGCUCAUGUCCCUCUUCAUACUGCAGCAAACUUCUUCGACCUCCUCGAUCCAAAGUUGGCGCAGCUUGAUGCUAUCCAACAUGUGGAAGAAAAGCGUCUGGAAUCGCAGAUCGUGGCACUUGGAACGGCUGUCACAACACUUACCGAGCCGGCGGCAUUGAAAAAGGGCAGAUACAAGGCUCGAUCAGAUGUCACAAUCUGGCGUCAAAUUCUCGCUUUGUAUGUGCAACACGCCAUAUUCUUCUCACCUUACGAGAGAGACCGCGGGUCUCGUAGCUUUGAUCAAGCAAAGUCGCAUCUAGAGCUCUUCUCUAAAGAUUUGGUCGAUCAAGGUCUUGUCAAGAAGUUCAGGGAAAAGACGAGCAGGAACGCCUUCGAUCAUUUCGUCACCAUCAACCUCGACAUCCUGAAGGCUAUGCGCUUCCAGGAGCUCAACAUGGAAGCCGUACGCAAGAUUCUCAAAAAGUUUGAUAAGCGCACUGCAUUGGGAGCCACAAAGGCUUAUCAGAGCCACGCGAAUAGUGGACCUUUUGCAAAAUCAGUCGCAACAGAGAUGUGUGCUGCCAUGUCUCAACAAGUGGUCAUCAUUGUACCACAGGUUGAUGACUACAGCUGUCCUGUCUGUUGUGAUGUUGCCUGGCGACCGAUCCGACUCGAAUGCUGCAACACGGUCUUCUGCAUUCGCUGCAUGAUUGAACUGCAAAAGUCGGCUUCGAACUGUCCCAUGUGUCGAUCAACUUCCGUCAUUACUGCCGACUCUGGUUCUAUCGAUCAACAGCGUGCCGAAUAUCUGGUCAAAUACUUUGCGACAGAAGUCAAGGAAAAGCAGAAAGCAAAUGAGCUUGCUGUGGCCAUCGACAAGUACGGCCCGGACUUCAAGAAGGGACCUUGUUGUAUGAUGUGAGCAGCAACCACCUACGCAGCCACUUCAUACAACAUAGCGCCUCGAUUCACUCAAGUUUGCAAUUUGUAUUUACAGAAAACACAUGCAGAGUGUCUGUGGUGGUUGUCAUGCAUAUGACCACGGAGAUGUGCGAAAGACCGUCAACGCGACCCCGCGAUUGCGUCAUCUGUACGACUUAUAUGACAUCGCUAUUAUAAAUGCUCCUUCUCUCGACAACGACAAUUUAAAUGCUAAGACGUCUUUUACGAACCACGCAAAGAUACCGAAUCACCAUCUAGUAUCGAGAAUGUCGACCAAGGCUCACCCCGAUGCGGAUCUAUUUCCGCAUGCCACUGGGCUUGCCCAGAAGACUGUUGAAGACCACCAAGCAGAACAACCUCUGAAGU